Corapipo altera (White-ruffed manakin) is the source of this 14290-nucleotide messenger RNA. RefSeq names its product neuronal growth regulator 1 (gene NEGR1). Gene Ontology annotation, cellular component: neuron projection. The record is from RefSeq and is a predicted model, not a curated record. Lineage: Eukaryota; Metazoa; Chordata; Aves; Passeriformes; Pipridae. The coding region runs from base 159 to 1259 and encodes 366 amino acids. The transcript is spliced from 8 exons.
AGAGCGGGCGCGCUGCCCUCCUCGCUGGAUGCUGCGGUGGCCGCCCGGGAGCAGCCGCGCUCCGCUCCCGGUCCCCCACCGCCGGUGCCGACCAGGGGCCGAGCUCACCGGGAGCAGCAGCGCUCGGUCUCCGCUGCCGGGACCAGCGCGGCGCGGAGAUGGUGCCGCUGGUGCGGAGCGCCGGGGGCUCCCACCAGUGGCUGGCGAUCGCUUUCCUCGGCCUUUGCUCGUUCCUUCCUCCCGGGAGAUUCGCUGCACCGGGCGGAGACUUCCCCGGGGCUGCCGUGGACAAUCUGGUGGUCAGGAAAGGGGACACGGCGGUGCUUAGGUGUUACUUGGAAGAUGGAGCCUCUAAAGGUGCCUGGCUGAACCGGUCGAGCAUUAUCUUUGCUGGCAGUGACAAGUGGUCUGUGGAUCCCCGGGUUUCCAUUGCCACAGCCAACAGGAGGGAGUACAGCCUGCAGAUCCAGGACGUGGAUGUGACCGACGAUGGGCCCUACACUUGCUCCGUGCAGACCCAGCACACCCCCAGGACCAUGCAGGUGCACCUAACUGUGCAAGUGUCUCCCAAGAUAUUCCGCAUCUCCAGUGACAUCAUUGUGAACGAAGGCAGCAACGUGACCCUGGUGUGUCUGGCCACAGGGAAGCCGGAGCCUUCCAUCUCCUGGAGGCACAUCUCCCCAUCUGCAAAGCCCUUUGAGAGCGGGCAGUACUUGGACAUCUAUGGAAUUACAAGAGACCAGGCGGGGGAAUACGAAUGCAGCGCAGAAAAUGAUGUCUCAGUCCCAGAUGUGAAAAAAGUAAAAGUCACAGUAAACUUUGCCCCCACAAUUCAGGAACUUAAAUCCAGCGGUGUGGUGCUUGGAGGGAACGGCCUGAUACGGUGCGAAGGUGCAGGAGUUCCUGCCCCGAACUUUGAGUGGUACAAAGGAGAGAGGAAACUGAUCAAUGGUCAACAAGGAAUCACUAUUAAAAAUUAUAGUACAAGAUCACUUCUUACUGUUACCAAUGUGACAGAAGAGCACUUUGGCAACUAUACAUGUGUCGCUGCCAACAAGCUAGGGACGACCAAUGCCAGCCUGCCUCUCAACCAAAUUAUUGAGCCUACUACCUCUAGUGCUGUCUCAAGCCCAGCUCCCAGUACAGCCCAGUAUGGGAUCACCGGUGACGCCGAAGUCCUCUUCUCCUGCUGGUACCUUGUGUUGACACUGUCCUCCCUCAGUAGCAUAUUCUACCUGAAGAACAUCAUUCUGCACUAAAUGUAAAGACCAUAAAAGGCUUUUAAGGAUUCCCUGAGAGUGCUGAUGACUGGCUCCAAUCUGGUAGAGUUUGUUAAAAGCAGCGUGGGAUAUAAUCAGCCGUGCUUACAUGGGGAUGAUCGCCUUCUGUAGAAUUGCUCAUUAUGUAAAUACUUUAAUUCCCCUCCUUUUUUUUUGAUUAGCUGCAUUACCUUGUGAAGCAGUACACAUUGUCCUUUUUUAAGACGUGAGAACUCUGAAAUUACUUUUAGAGGAUAUUAAUUGUGAUUUCAUGUUUGUAAUCGACAAGUUUUCAAAAGCAUUCAGUCAUGGUCUGCUGAGUUGCAGACUGUAGUUUACAAAUGAAAAAAGGAUAUUGCAGUAAAAAUGUGCUUCUUUAAGGCUGCAAUACAAACAUUCAGUUCCCUUCUCAACCACCAUUCUCUCCACAUUUACACAGAAGCAUUUGUUCUUUUUUGAGUAAAAAAAAAAAAAUCAAAUAAUAUUGCCUUCAAAGUACUUCUUCAAAAUAUUACACAUAUCUAGAUUUUCUUCUAGCAUGAUAUUCAGGUUUCAAGAAUGAGCCUUGUAUUAUAACUGCAUUGUGCAGUACUGCUUUUGUUCUCUACCCUUUUUCCUGCAAAUUCAGCAUGGUUGUGCCUUCAUAAAACACGACUUUCCUCUUCCUCUCCAACAAAUCUGGAAUGUGGUUUGGGAAAUGCUAAAGCAUCCUUUUGAGCAUAAGAAAUCUCUAGCUGAGGAUGAAGGUGCUACAGACUACAAGGAAAACCUCCUCUGCCAUCCCCAGGGGGUCCAGAAGCUGCUCCAGACACAGGGUUUAGGUCGAGGGUAGCACCAAGUCCUUUUUGUUUUUACCUCCACCACAACUAACCAGUAGGUGAUCUCUGUAAAAAUUAGUUUUCCCAUUACAAAACAGAACACAAAUUAUUUUGAGGCAUCUUUUGAAUGUAGGAAGGUUUCCUGUACUCAUCCUAAAUCCAAAUUCCUACAUGACUGUAAAUGGCAGAAGCUGAAUCGUCCCCUUUUGUAUUACUGGCAAAACUGAUGGGAAUUGGUAUUUUUCUUGCACUUAAUUUUGUACUGGUUUGGCUAAUUUAGCAAUGAUAAAGGAUGCUUUUAAAUAUUAGAUAUCUGAAAAUACAUGAAGUAUCAAGCAGAAUUUUAUAUAUAUACAUAUAUCUAUUAAAAGGAAGUUGCUCCAGGAAUGGUACUGAAGUGCAUGUUGCCGUCCACGGUAGGAUCAUCCUUCCAGGCAGGACUUGUGCUCACACUGUGCAGGUCCCUCCCCCAGCAGGGCAGUCCCCACACACCAUUUCCUAGUCCUGCAGCCCAUGAGGAUCAAGUUUCAAAACAGUGUAUAAUGUUGCUUUUAUUUUUUAAAACCCCUGGGCAGUGUUAAUGUGAAAUGUGCUCACAGUUUACACCUGAUUUCAAACUGCCAUCUGUGGGACUUGCUGGGACAUGACUGUGGCCAACAGUCCUUGAAUCCCAGAUCCCCUGGUGACCCCAAGAGAUCUUGACUUGCUCUCAAACAGCUGUUGAUGACACGAAUAACAAAACCAUUAUCCCAGAAUCCCAGACUGGUUUGGGUUGGGAGGGACCUUAAAGCUCAUUCAGUCCCACCCCCUACCAUGGGCAGGGACACCUUCCACUAGACCAGGUUGCUCCAAGCCCCAUCCAACCUGGCCUUGGACACUUCCAGGGGUGGGGCAGCCCCCACUUUUCACCAUGAUCAUUCCCAUGUUCUGUGUAGGAGCUCCAGUAGCUGACACAAACAUUACAGUACAACAUUAAUUCUCCUCACAGCAGGUUUUGGCAGAGAGCAGCACCAGCUGAGUCCUGGGUAUACUCAGCAGUCCCAAACUCAGCACAGACACCCCAUUUUUCUGACAAGGAGGACUCUGAGUUUUGCUACACUCAAUAUCUACUGUCCCAAUGUGCAGCCAGAAUAUGCAGUGAAUCUGUUGUAGUUGCUGAUAAAGGGCAUAAACAGAGGUAUGUUGACUCCAAGGAGAUGUCCCAGGUCACUUUGCAUGUUCAGUGACAGACCGAACUGUGUCUCUUGUUAUUUGCAGCCAUGUGCUAAGCAGUUACUAUUUUCAGAACUGUGGCAUUUUUUAAAACCUGGAAUAACAUGACAAAAUCCAUUCUGUAAGGAAAGGGUAAAAAUUCAGCUCAAAUUAUAUUGUACACAACCCUGAUAUUCUGAUCUAUCUUGUAUUGCAGCUUUAAAGUGCUCUAUUUUAGAAUCCAUUCACUAGAAACAGUGGUGCUGCAGGAAGAAUUGUGGCAGUACAGUUUGAUGAAGGAAAAACCAAGGAUAGGGAUAACCCAACCAUAUGCCUCAUCUCAUGUGGAAUUGAGAGGUGGUUCUAUGCUGUGGCUGGAUCGGAUCCUGCAUUUUGGUGAUAAAUUGCAUUCCAGGGAUCCCUGAUAUCUGGAACCUGAUCUUUUCAGCAACAGAACAGAAUGAACAGCAGAUUUAUUAAAUAUGGAAAGAUAAUAUAUAGUUAAGUGUUGACUGUUUGCAUUUGGACCAGGUAGAGCCACUGGAUGACAGGUACAAGAUUUUUAGUCCUAUGUUUGAAUUUUCAUUUGGGGGGGACAUAAUUACUGUCAAGUCCAAAAAGAAGAAAAAAAAUCCAGCCAAAUUCCCAAAUAUCUCUAAGUGCCAAUGGCAUUCCUUAGGUGACACAGGGAUUGCUGUCUGUGGGAGCUGUGUGCUCAGCAGUGACCUGGGGGUGGGUGAGGCCACUAGGAUGGUUGUCCUCGGGGUCUGUAGAGUUUGGUCUCCUGAAGGUGCUCUGAGACUGUGCAACCCCAGUUUUGGCAGGAUUGGAGCUGGAGGCAGAGUGGAUCAAAUAAAGACACUUGGUUCUUGGUGAAUCCAUGCUGUGCAGUGACCUGGUGAUUGUACAGGCUGGGACUUACCGGGGUGUUCUCCAAAAAUGGGCCAUGCUGCAAAUUGAACACAACAUUUCACAUUUUAGGAACUGUAGAAUGAGAGAAUGGAUUGAAAGGGGCCUUAAAGCCCAUCUCGUUCCAACCCUGUAAUUUGUGGGGUGCACUUAAGCCAACUGUUUGGGUGUAUGUUCUUCAAAGUUCUGACCCAUAACGUUCAUAUCUGUCGGGGAAAUCAUAUUAUAUUUAUUACCACCUUUCAAAUGCAAAAAAUAAAUGGCUUAGCUGAAUAUUUAUAUCAAGGUUGUUGUCCACAUGGGAACCCCCAAAGUCUGGAAGUUCCUCCUUGUGCAGUAACACAGGGCUGCUACCCCCAUGGCUCUGGGGCCACACGGAGCAGUGGCGCUGCUGGUCGGGAAUAUGAUCCUAAUACUCAAUGAAAGGAUGUCUCACAACUUCUGCAACAAAUGCAGUUUGUUUCUCAAGGGUUUAGAACUUGGCAGGAUCUGUCAGAGCUAGACAGCUUUUUUUUUAAACUGUUCAAUAGAUUUUUUUUUUUCGAAUCAUUGCUGUUUUUAAGACACAGGAGUGUUAAAACCCAUCAUAGUGACAGCUGCUUUUUUGCACAUUUUCUGAGCAAGUGUUCUAGAUAGACAAUGGCAAAUGUUCUGCUACCAAAACCUCCAUCGAGUCCACAGAACUGUGUUAUGAAGAAUGUGUAUACCAAAAUAUGUAUUUACAUGGAUAAACAAUAUGCCUUAAAGACUAAAUAUGCAUUUACUUCUAAGGCUGGAUAAAACUUAUGCCCAGUCUGGAGGUAAAUAAUCCAAAUUUCACAGCUGCCAUGGAAGGCUUUGUUUCUUUGGAGAAAAAAGGGGGGAGAAAAAGCAUUUCUUUUAAAAGAAUCUUAAAUAAUUCUAAAAUUCUUGCAUAAACUGAUAUAUAUGAGGAAGUUUAGGAAAAGUAUGGAGUUUAGCCUGACACUUCAGCACUGGCAAUGCAGGGCUUGCCGUGGGGGCUGUAGUGCCACUCAAAACCUGGCACGACCCAUUUGAUGUCCCCUUGUACACUCAACUCUCUCAAGUGGCUCUGAGCUGGGGCAGAGUGAGGGGCCUGCGUGGGCCCCCAUCCCACAGCACUGUGGGAAUGGGGCCACCUCCCCACCCCGUGCUACUACUGGCAACACAAAAUAGUUUAAAACAAGAAAAUGUUACAAAAAAAUAGAAUUUAAAAAAACCCCAGGAAUUAAAAAUUCUCCACUCAGCCUUAAUAUUGAGAGCAGACAGAUCAGUAUUGGUGUGGGAGGGAAGAAUUUGCUUUGAAUUUGACCAGCCAUGAGCAUGUCCGUGGCAGGGGCAGGCCUGUAUUUGGGUUGGGUUUGGUCCUUAUUUAUGUUCCUCUGUUGAGCUUUGAGGGCAAGGGAGGGGAUUUAUUCUGUAAUCAGCAAAGUCUAUAAUCUAAGUGGAAACGACCAGGCCAAGGCACUGGCACAUGGUCUGGGAAUGGUUUGGGAGGGAUUCUCAGUAAAUCCUGCUCCAAGAGUUCUGUCUGAGCAAGGGCAGGGGAGGUUUUACAGGGGCACCUUCAGCGCUGAGCACGUACCUGUUUGUUCCUAUACCCUUAUGCCUAAUUCAUGAAGAGCUACAAGGUUCCUUUUUAUUAGAUAAUUCUCAUGUUAAAAAAUGCAGAGAUCAGCACAUUUGCCACUUCUCAUAAGCUUAGUUUUCAGUCAUUCAUAUUUUAGAGCAUAUUAAGCUUUCCCAUCACUGGGUAGGAUGAAAAUCUGCAUUACAGGAUGGGGUGGGGGAGUGAGGGGGAUGAUUCCCACCCACUCUGACUGCUCUGCCUUUGUCUGGGAAGGAGCUCAGUGAGGCUGUGGGGUCUCUGAGGGGGCCUACAAGGGGUACACAUCAGUCCCCAGCCACUCUGCAGCCAUUGCACAGUUGCUCCACAACUCCUGAAUUAUCCCUGAGGUUUUAAGUCAAUUUAUGCCCAGAGCCAUCCUGGUGAUGGGAGAAAUGCAGGAGGGACUUUCUCCUUGGCUCCCUCCCUGCACAGCGCUGGGUUCUCCCACACAGUGAACUUUGAACCACCCACAAGCAGCAGUGAAAACCAGCGCAGUUAACAGGGAUUUCCUUGCAGUCCCUCAGUGCCUCAGCCCCAGGCAGUGGGAGGUAGGUACACCUUGGCCCCCAGUAGCAGAAUAAAUUACACUCCUGCAGCAGCCAGAAUUUAAGGACAGGGAGGAGGGGACAGCACAUUGCUGCUCCAGCCCCAACAGCCACAGGACUUUCCCCUCUUAUCAGGCAAAUAUUAGAGUCCUCAUUAUUCCUACCCUCUUCCUAUGCUGCCAGAUAACAAACUGCCUGUAAUGAUGAUGAAUAUUCUCCUCAGUAUCUAGAGGGGGAAAUCUGUUCUCUCCUAAUGCUCAUUCAUCCCUCUCUUUAUUAUUUUUCAGCCCAAACCAAAACACAAUUCACACAUUACACACCACGAUUUAUGUGCAAUAACAUCAGUUUUUCCACUUCUCAGCCCCAUUAGAGUCAGAAACACAUCACUCCCAUUAACCUCCACGACAGUGACUUAAAUGUGAACCACAAGUGAGAAUAACCCUCCAAGAUGAGCUGGAACAGCAGCAGCCUUGAUUUCUGGUGGGUGGCUGAGGAUGAGAUGGCAGGGCCAGGCUUCCCUCCCUCCAUUCUGUAUAUAUGUAUCCAGGUUUUUUAUAUGAAACAGACUUCUCUCUCCUUCAGGGUGGUUAAUUCUGGCUGGGAGGUGCAGCCAUUCAGAUGUGUUUGAUAUUUUGGAUGUGUCAGUCCAGGUGGAGCCGUGGCACAGGCAGGAGAGCGAAAGGCAGUGGGAGCUGCAGGACAGGCUGGCUGUGCCACUUGAGCCUAAUGAGACAGUUCCUGGCAGGAAUUUGGGUUCGGCAGAAACUGUGGGAGGCAGCUCAGUUCAUUAGGCUGUGAAAGCUUUAAAACCUUCAAGAAACUGGUUCUCCUCUCCCAUCUAAGUGAGUUGCUAAAAGCGCUGAGUUGCUCUUCCAUAGAACUUCGAAUUCACUGUUUCCUUCAUUAUCCUUGACCUUUUUACAUGUAUUACCAUAAGGAAAAACCAAGUUAACUUCGGAGGAAACUACUGCAAAUUCACCCCCCCCCAACCUUUUAAAAACAGAGAGCCUGGGGCGCUGGGCCAGGGGAGCAAUGGAUCUAAUUUGCCACUAUAUUCUGUAUAAAGAGGAUUUAAUGUCUACUUGCUAAAAAUUACAGAUCGUAAGUCCCUGUGACUCAUUUCUAAAUGACUUCUAGCAAGACAGGUGCACAAAUCCUCCUCAGCUUUGUGUUAUGAGUAACAGAAAGACAAAUGGUGUGAUGGGACAAGACACCUUUCCAUGUGCUGCUCCCAAAGCCUUGGUCCCUGUGUCUUGAUCCUCAUCUCUUGGUUCCCUUCUUUUGGCUCCCCUUUCUUUGUCCCCAUCUUUUGGUCCCUGUGUCUUGGUGCUUGUUUUGGUGCUCAUCUCAUGGUUCCCAUCUCUUAGUCUCCGUCUCUUGGCCCCUUCUCUUGAUCCCCAUCUUUUGGUCCUCAUCACUUCAUCCCUGUCUCUUGGUCUCCAUCACUCGGUGCCAUUCUCUCCCCAGCCACAGAGAAGGGGAAAGCAGGAGAGCGGGAGGAGGAGGCUGCAGCUCUCAGACUGAGCUCCCAACCCGUAGCAUGGAGCUUAAAACCAGGCAUCAGGCAGUCACCAAAGACAAUGGAGUGUCCUUCCUUGUGCACUGAGGUCUGAGCUCUCACCCUCUCUAACAAGAAGGGCUCUGAGUUCAACCCAAACAAACCCGAAAGCUCCGUGAAGUCCUUCUGACUCAGCCAAACUUCCCUCCCCAAGCUGGACACAUCCGCUCUGCCACCCUUGAGGGUGGGGUGGGGGGACAGUGCCCUUCCAUCAGCUGCAGCAGGGCAGGGAUGGCUGAUGAGACAUGGUGUGGAAAAGACACCUGAGUUUUUCCAGUCUAUCGAUUUUUGUCAUGGGAGCUUCAAUAAGUGUCUCAGUCUCUGUUUCAAUGCCUUAAGCACAUUUUUGCAAAAGGCCACGAUGUAAGAAAGUACAUUUAAGAAAUUAAUUUCCCAAAGUUAAUCAUGCUCAGUGACUCGGCUCCGGCACAGCCGCUCCCCCAGCAGCUGUGGCUCCUCAGGAAGUGCGACGGCGGCAGCACAGUCAAGAGGCUUUGAGGAGUCUCCUGGCGUGGUAUUUCUCUCCAGAAUAUUGCAGAUAAGUCACUUAAUUCUCCUGAAAAUAAAUCAGCUAAGGGCUUUGACCUUCUGUUUGAAUGCAGAAUUAGCACUCCGGGAAAGGUUAAUGAACAGAAGGGAGUAGGGAAAUUUGCACUGAAAUACUCCUGAAAUGUGUUUAAACACGUGCAGGUCUCUGGGCAGGUCUGUGGCAAGAGGAACUGCUCCCGUUGUCCCCUGUGGCCACCAGGACAACCUUCUCAGAGAGGGGGAAAGGGAAAAGAAGAAGGAGAAUUUCCUGCCAGAGGAUAGGAAGGGACAGGGUUUCACUGCAGGUCUUGCCCAUGGGAGACUUGUCUUGGUUCUCAGCUGAGACCUCCACAGAGAACACAAGACCUUCCUCUGGGCAUUCAAAAUGUGUUUGUCUUCCUGACAAACUGAUCUUGAAUUACAAUUCAUUUCUUUGCUUCCCCAUGAAGCUGAUGCACAUUCAAAGUAAUUAUUUUGCCAUAUGGUGAAAGGUGAAAAAAUUGCUGUCAGGCCUCUCAUACUCGGCAUCUCAGCCCCUUUAGCAAGGAUCUCUUUUAUGAGUGUUGAUUUGGCCAAUUCCGGUAAAAAAACAACCCAACCUUCCCCCCCCACCUCCAGACUUUGUCAAUUUCUAAUUCCUCUUCCUCCCAAAAAUCAUGGCAUCACUGCUGUAAAUGACAAAUCAUAAUGGUAAAUACCGGGAUGAGUCCUCAAAGGAAUGGCAAGAACUAAGGCCGCUAUAAUUUAAUAAUCACUUUAUUGUGUUCAUGACUUGUGUCAUCAGAGGUAUUUUACCUGCAUUUAAUGCUCAUGCUUUUAGCAAAACCUGGGAGUUGUGACAAGUGCUUUAAUAUACCAAUAGAUUACAAAUAUUGUGGGAAGAAAUCCCUUCUACAGGCUGAGGCAGAAAAGCAAAACCAAAACAUACCCCAGUGGGUCGUGAAGCAGGCACUGCUCAGUACCAGGCCAGUGACUUCCUCAUGGAAUCAUAGACUGGUUUGGGUGGGAAGGAAUCUCAAAGAUCAUCUAGUGAUGAUCCAGUGCCUUUGGAAGGGUUAAUAAGAAUAAAACGAGUAUUAGGAAAAAAACCCCACAUUUGUCAUUUGUUAAAUGUCGAGAGACACCAUCUGAAAACAAAAGCCAAGGCUUGGAGGGAGCGAGCCAAGUCUGUGUGUAAUUAUCCCUUGAAUAUUCAAAAUAUUGUUAUUAAAACAACUUUCAGCUCCAAUUCCAGUGCAAUAAUCACACCCAGUGUAGAGACAUGUAAAGAAUAUAUAUUUGCUCUAUAGCAGGAUGUGUUUGCGCUCCAGUGUGGUAAUGGCAGCUUCCCUGGCACCAGGCAGGGGGACACCAGUCAUCCUGCAAUCCCAAAUCCAUCAAACCCUUAAAAGCCCUCCAAAUUUUCUGCAAACCUCAAACCCCAAGGUUUGAGUUGGUGACUAAGGGACAAAGAGCAACUCAUAUCAAAAAUGAGUCUUAGGCAAGAUUCUGGGAAGGGUUGGGAUUGCUCUCAGCUCCUGUCCUCCACCUUUUCAACUGGGGCAUCUUCCCCUUUUUUCCCUGCUCCAGGAUAAAUUCCUGGAAAUAACAGAAAGAGCAUUCUGUUAGAGGGAACAUCCUAUAGAGGCGUAACAUCCUGAGUAGGAAAUAACACCCAAAUGUCAAAUUCACAUUCAAGGAUGGGUAUCCCAUGCCACUGGAGACUGGAAAUAGACCUGCUGAGGUGUCCCUCUGUGAUGAUGGAGUCCACCCACCUUCUGCCCACACAGGGCUCUGUGGCAGCAGAGAAAACCCAUCCCAGUGUCCCUGUAAACCCAUCCCGGUGUCUCUGCAAACAGCCCCUGCCUUGUCCCACCUCCCCCAGAGGAGGGUGAUGCUCUCAAAGACACAGCACCCAACUCUUAUCAAUAACUUAUGCAAAUGCACUUAGCAAAGUGCUCCCGCAGAUGUUCUUAAUUAAACCAGCCCAGCCCAAGCCCACAUGAAGCAAUAACCCCCAAAAUGCCUCCCUGCUCUCAUAUGUUCUGAACCACCGCUCCAGGAUACUCCAGGAAUAUUAUUUUUGUAAGAGUAAACGAUUUGCUAAAUAAGCCACCUGUUAAAUAAACACUCCCACUCUCCAAAUAUUGUUAUUUUGUUUUCCAGACUAUGCACAAUCUGGAUUUAUUUUAGAUGAAAAAAGGUAAUCACUAAAGCAGGAAAAGCCCCAAAAAACAGUAUUUUGACUAUUUACAACUAUCCGUCUUGUGUGCACAUCUGCUCCUUUGCAAGCUGGUAGAGCUCUUCCAUUAAAAGAGAUUCACAGUUCCUUAUUCAGCCGGGGGCUAAUGAAUUUCUUUCAUCAGGCCUCAUCACUCUUCCUUUUUCUUUAACUUCUUCAAGCCUUGAAUUGCUCCUCAUUCCCCCGAGUUCCCUUUCUGUAUCUUCUCAUAGGGACAAAUCCCCAUCCAAGAUCACUUUAGCAAAGUUGCCAUGGGAGUAAGGACAGAGUUUGUCUCCUGUUCCAUCAUGCUUUAAAAGCCAAGUUCACCCUUAUCCCACCUCAAAUCUGUCUGUACAGGAACAUCCUGCUGCACCACAGCCCCUGGAAACCUUCAAAUUAGUUUGAUAGUAUGGAUGGCCACUCAAAAAAAAAGGCCCCAAAAAAGAUGAAUGGAAUGGAAUGGAAUAGAAUAGAAUAGAAUAGAAUAGAAUAGAAUAGAAUAGAAUAGAAUAGAAUAGAAUAGAAUACUGCAGUUGGAAGGGACCCUACAACAAUGAUUUAGCUCAAGUACAGGAUGUUAAAAGCCAACACUGCCCUUAGAGCUGAUCCCUGGCCCCUUCUCUCCAUUGUGAUGAAUAAGCUAGGUCAGACAGAAUCAUGGAAUUGUUUAGGUUGUAAAAGCUCUCUGAGCCCAUCGAGUCCAACUGUUCUCCAGCACUGCCAAGGCCACCACUAACUCAUGUCCCCAAGUGCCACAUCCACACAGCUUUUAAAUCCCUCCAGUUAUGGGGACUCCAUCACUGCCCCGGGAAGCCUGUGCCAGUGCCCGACCACCCUUUCCAUGAAGAAAUUUUCCGUCAUCCAAACUAAACCUCCCCUUGCACAGCUUGAGGCCAUCUCCUCUUGUGCUGCCUCUUGUUCCCUGGGAGCAGAGCCUGACACCCACCUGGCUCCACCCUCCAAGGAGCCACUAGCACUUUCUGAGUAGUGUGUGCAGACACAGGGAUUUUAAAUUACUUCAGGGAUUUUCUGUCCUCGUAUCUGACAAUUACAUCUUGUUGUCUCAAAUAAUUACUCAGCUCUGGCAGAGGUUUGGGGAUCCCUGGGGACAUCCUGCUCCUGCUCUACCUGCACAGAAAGCCUGGCUGACGUGGGGAGAGGCUGUGCAGGCUCUUAUCCUGUGGGAAUAAUGGCACAUGAGAUCAGCCCCAUGGAAAUCUGACUGAUUGGCAGUAAAAGCUAGGAAGGUGAUCAUCUAAGUGUAUAAAAUGUGGCCAUAAAGACACUCAGUCAUUAUGAGCUCAGGAAAUUGCAGGCACAGAACUGGCCCAAACUGCUUUUCCCAAUCAGCCCCAUUAUCCAUCCCCUGGUCUCUCUCACAAAGAGCCUUUGUGAGCACAGUUUUUUGGGGCUGUUUUACAUAUUCACAUAUAUUUUCCUGCUCUUUGACACUCACCACCCAGCAGCUUGGCUCCAUAACCUGUAGUGGAUAUUUUUCCUGUGCCUUCUGAAUGAGGCAGUGGCAAAAUCCUCCAGGCAAGUCUCACGCUGACCUUAACAAGAACCCUUUCUUCGCCCAGUUUUCACCCAGCUACAGGUUUACCAGGAUCUCUUAAACACUAAAACCCAUCAGCUCAUGAUAUUUUUCCAGUUGUUUUUAUACAUCUUGACUCUAAUGAAGAUUCUGAGCAAAUUUCACAAAGCCUGUGUUACUCAUUUCACCUCAAAUGCAGUUCAUGAAUUAAUGGUGUCUGUUAAUUGGGCUGCUAAUCCUUCUCCCAGGAAAAAAAAACAAAAACAAAAACAAAACAAAACAAAAAAACCACUAAAAAUAUCAUAAUACUUCUCAUUUUUAGGUACCAUGCUGUAAUAAAUGAGAGGCUUUAAUUAGAGCAGAGUAAGCUCAGUAUAUUCACAUACAUAUAUAUGUACAUGUGUAGGAUAAAAGAAGAGAGAGUUGGACCCUUUUAAGACAGACCCUUUCCUCAACUCUCCAUCUCAGCCUUUUCCACAAAGAAAUCCAGGAUUUGUUUCAUUCAAAGGAUAGACUUUAAAUUUCUAUACUCCUGUCAGGGCAGCAUUAAAUAUUAAAGCCAGAUAUUAAAAUUUCAAGGAACCUAAAUUAAACCUGAGGUAUUCAAAAAUAAGUGUCCCUGAAUAUUUCAUGGUAAAGAUUUUGUAAUUAGCUUCAGAAAUCUCUCACAUGAAGAAAGUGAGGAACUACCUAAUAAAAUGUGACCAUCCCAGCGACCUUCCAGAGGGCUGCUCUCCAUCCACUGAAGGAUUUAUAUUUCUUGGGCUCCAUGACAUCUCUAUGGCUUCCCAAAGAAGCCUUGCCAGCCCAUUGUCUUCUUCAGGCUGGAAAACCCCCAGAGCAUCCCAAGUGUCCCAUCCCUCAUGCAAUAAACAGACUUGUGUGUGGAACCAAAGGGGCCAGGACUCACCAGAGCAGUUCACCAACUUCAGAUUUAAUGAGACAACAAGGAGAUAUUAUUUUUGGUUCCUUUAACUUUGAAUGUCCUGUGAAAGACUCCUGGAUUUACUAAGGAGGAGGAGCAAAACAGCCCAAAUCAGGAUAGGGUUUGUAGCCUCUGUAAGUAGGAUUUCCUCCAUUAUUCAGAAGGACAGGCUGACAUCCAAGGAGCAAUUGCCCAUUAGUGUCCUCCAAAGAUCUUCCAGCUGGACCACUCUCAGUUUGCCACCAGCAUCAGAUUGUUUACAGCUAACACUGAUAACAUCUGCUCCUGUCUGCACAGAAAGCUUUGGGAGAGACAUCCAUGCCAGCAGAGAGCUGGCCCAAUAUUUCAGUGUCAGCAUGGGAAAGCAGCUAAAAAAUACCCCAACAUAUAAUACAACAAUUUAAAUGAGGGUGUCUGUCUGAGCUUGGGAAAUUAAUGUGUACUAAAAUCGUCUGAGAAGAUGCAAAAAAAUAGUAACCAGCUCUAACUCAGUGCAGCGGCAGCAGCAGCAUUAGGGCAUCUCUUCCUCCCUUCACCUGAGUUCUUGGGGCUGUGAAACAACCCUGUUUAUAACGCACUUCCUAGAAAUUCAUUAUAUAAGAAUUAGAAUUCGUUACUCUAAAGGCUGUUUAUGUGCAUUUUUGUAAGAGGAAAGUUGCUUUAAACCAAUGCUGUGCCAAAUUUUUACCUCUCUUGGAGAAUUUGAGUUCAGCAAAUAAGGCCAGUGAUGUGCAGCACAGCUUGUACCCAGCCAGAAGGCCCUGGGUGCUGUCCUAGGUAGCCAGCUGACAGUCUGUGCGUGUUAAGGCUGUGGACUAAGCCUGAGCUACUGUUUAAAACUGCAUAAUUAACCAUACAUAAUUAGCAAUACCCUCAGAGAAGCAGGUUCCUGGGAUCAUGAGUGCCAUGUGCUGCCUCUACUGAGCCCACAUCUGCAGAUAAGGGGGAUCCUGCUAUUGGAAGCUCUUAUACCUGUGGAAAUCUAAUAGAGAUCAGUGUAAAUAGAAUACAAAAAGUAAGUCAUUGCCUUCAAUCACUGUGAAGAGGCUUAAAUGCCUUCCCAAAGGAGAAUAUUGGUCUAUGACAAUGGGCAGAAGAUAAAGAGCAGAUUCAAUGGUACAGACUGUAAUUUAAUAUUCACAGUUUGUCUAAUCAAAGUAAACACACCCUUUCAUAGGAACAUGUAAAAGUUAUUGAAUUAUUGUGGAAAA